AUCCGAGAUAUCAAAAGUCGCGCUUCUUUAAAACGCUCUUCAGCCCCCUCUACAACCUAACAAUAUCAAUCCAGCAACAUUUCCGUCACCCAAAAUGUCUUCCACAGCCCCCGCCUCGCAAAUCCACCUCCGCACCCCCCCGGAGCCAGGAAAAAAACCCGCAUCCCGCACCUACCUAAUCUACUUCGUGACGGGAAACCCUGGCCUCGUAGAAUACUACCGCACCUUCCUAACGCACCUCUACGGUGUACUAAGCCACAACACCGCCUCGGACCGGUCCAUAGAAUUCCAAGUCUAUGGCCGCAGUCUUUCCGGCUUCGAAAUGAAUAAUGCCGAGAUCAAGACGAUGAAAUGGCGGAAACAGCCGCCGUAUGGGUUGCAAGACCAAAUCAGGCAUUCGGAAGAUGAGCUUGCGGAGUUGGUGGAGGAAGUGAAAGAGUCGGGUGGAAACGAUGUUAGGGUGAUUUUGGUGGGGCAUAGUGUGGGAAGUUAUAUCUGUUUGGAGAUUAUUAGGAGGUUGAGGGCGCAUGGGAUGGUGGGGGAUGACUUUGAGACGAGGGUUGUUGGGGCCGUGGGGCUUUUUCCGACGGUGGUGGAUAUUGCGAGGAGUGAGAGUGGGAUGAAAGCUUCUCCCUUUUUGAAGAACUCAAACUUCGCGACCUUCGCAGCCCUCUUCGUCAACUUCCUAACCAUGUUCCUGCCUAUUUCCCUCCUCACAACUCUAAUCGCAAAAUUCAUGGACUUCCCCACCGACGCCGCGCAGACAACCGCCGCCUUCGUCAAAUCCCCCCACGGCAUCCACGAGGCACUCCACAUGGCCCGCGACGAGAUGUUCCAAAUCGACACCGACAUCUGGGACGAGGAGGUCUGGGGCGCCGCCGCUUCAGAGCCCGCAACUAAGCAUCCGCACCCGCGGCCCAUCUUGCGCUUCUUGUUCGCGCGCAAAGACCAUUGGGUUGCGGAUGCGACGAGGGAUGCGCUCAUUCAUACCCGUGGAAGGUUCAGUCGUGGAGAUGGGGUGGAGGAGGUGGAAGGGCAGGGCGAGAAUUGGAAACCCGUUAUGGAAAUUGAUGAGAGGGAGGGGUGGCCGCAUGGAUUCUGUAUUCGCCAUGGGGUGCCGGUGGCGGAGAAGGUGGCGGGGUAUGUUAGGGCGAUUGUGGCGCAGGAUAUGGCGAGGAAGUAGCGACUCUUAUUGGUGGGUUUCAAGAAGCAUCUCAAAGCAUGGGGUAUAUGUGCAGGGGCAGAUCAGGUGUUCGCGAGACCAAAGAAAAACGAAAUUUCCAUGUUCUAGUAGAUCUGACUAAAAUCCCAUGCAGGAUAUUUGGGACUCAUGGAGAUGCUGAUGACAUCUUGAAUAUGUUUUUCUUAUCAAGACAUAGAAUUGUGCAUGCAGCAAUGCGGCACAGCCCCUGUCGUCCUAGGUAGCAAUGCGAGGUUGCAAAUAUCAUGCAUGAGGUCGGAAGUCAUCUUCCCCAC
Messenger RNA from Alternaria rosae, 1476 nucleotides. RefSeq lists its product as uncharacterized. The transcript is spliced from 2 exons. Gene Ontology annotation, biological process: lipid storage. Lineage: Eukaryota; Fungi; Ascomycota; Dothideomycetes; Pleosporales; Pleosporaceae. Gene Ontology annotation, cellular component: lipid droplet. Bases 95 to 1183 code for a protein of 362 amino acids. Gene Ontology annotation, molecular function: lipase activity. The record is from RefSeq and is a predicted model, not a curated record.